Molecule: messenger RNA, 1045 nt
Organism: Pisolithus orientalis
Lineage: Eukaryota; Fungi; Basidiomycota; Agaricomycetes; Boletales; Pisolithaceae
Product: integral membrane protein DUF6
Exons: 10
Coding region: 17-904 (295 amino acids)
Cellular component (GO): membrane
Source: RefSeq, a predicted model, not a curated record
GCUUAUACUUGUCCGUAUGGUUAUUACCUUCAUUUGUUGCGAGAUAUACAUGAUUGCCGCAAAAGUACCGGAUCCGUUUCUUGGGCCGAAGGACGUUAGGUCACUUUUGAUAUGUCGGGGCGUUGCUGGGUUUUUCGCGCUUUUUGGCACUUAUUACGCACUUCAAUAUCUCUCGUUGGGAGACGUCACUGCACUGGGAUUUACUGGCCCUAUAUUCACGGGAAUAGCAGGCCGUCUGUUCCUAGGGGAAACCUAUUCCAAGAGGGAGGCGGUUGCAUCAUUUUUCAGUCUCUUCGGUGUUGUCUUGAUCGUGAGACCCCCUUUUUUGUUUGAAAGUACUAGAAAUCCAGAGCUCGAAGAACCUGCUGUAAAUGCUGGGGCUGGGAUUAGGUUGCGUGCCACUGCGGUGUUAAUGAUGGGUGUACUGAUAGCCACAUUCGCGAAGAUCACGAUUCGUGCCAUCGGAACACGAGCACAUGCAAUGCACUCGAUGACUUAUUUCUCCUUGUGGUGUGUUAUAGUAUCAACAAUUGGAUUGUUUCUUUCCGGGGAACCCAUCGUUUACCCAACUCAAUGGCAGUGGGGCAUAUUGCUGCUAUUGAUAGGCGUGUUUGGUUUCACUGCACAGAUGUGCCUGACAAUGGGACUUCAGCGCGAGACCGCUGCUCGUGGAGCGAUCGGAGUCUAUGUGCAGGUGAUCUUCGCUAACGUACUAGAGGUCAUUUUUUUCAAAAUUUUGCCAUCUCUCUUGUCAUUAUUCGGGACCGGGAUUAUCGUGGCUUGUGCAAUUUACGUUGUGCUUUCCAAGCAAAAGCAACAGCGGCCCAAGGUAGCUCUUGAAUCAGGAGAGUCCACAACCGAAGAAGGCUUGUUGACGCGUAGAAGUUCGACGUCUGAAGAUUAACCCGGAAAGGUGGAGGGAGGAGAGCCCCCCCAGAUUUAUAUACACUAUGAGCGUCUACUACGCGCUAAGUGAUCCGCCCGGUGGAGUCAGUACUAGUAUGUAGUGAUUAAAUAACCAACGCAUUUCUAAUAUAGUCCUCGC